Molecule: messenger RNA, 1661 nt
Organism: Paraglomus occultum
Lineage: Eukaryota; Fungi; Glomeromycota; Glomeromycetes; Paraglomerales; Paraglomeraceae
Source: the annotation of a GenBank genome assembly
GACAAAUGCCUCCGAAUGACUAUUGUGAUAUGAUUAUACAGGCUUGGGCACCCGCGGUACCAAAUAUGACAGCUCUUGAAAAUGAUAAUGCAGGAGAUUUCGAUGAUGCUGUCAAAGUUGAAAUUAUGAAAGGUAAGAUGGCAGGAAAAUAUGCUCCCGUCCCAGCUCAAAAUAAUUUUGUAAAUCCAGCAGUUAAUAUUGAUAGUCCAGAUACUUUAAGAGAAUGGUUAAAUGCAAAAUAUCAACGAGAAACAGUUGGAACUAGCCAAUCAGCUAUUUUAAGAUUAUCUCAAGAAAGAUUCCAACCUUUUGAUAAUCCCGAUACCUAUGAAGCCCGAAUUCGUCCACUGAUAUUAGGUGUACCAAAUGAUGAUGCACGAGUAUUAGGAACUCUCAAGACACAUUUAUCAAGUGACCGAGAACUUUAUAGUUGGAUGAGAAAUGAAAAUAUAGCAGGAAUUGAUGAUUUUUUCAUUAUAUUGAAAAAUAUGUGGCUUGAACGUUCUAGUUUAUAUCCUGCUAGUAAUAUUCUACAACCUACGGUUUCACAACCAGCAUUACCUUCGUAUGAUGAAAUGCAAAAAUCUUUUCAAGCUAUGUUUGAUAAACAGGAUGCUAAACAUAAAGCUGAGAUGGAAAAAUUGAAAGCUGAGUUCGAAUCAAAAAUGAGGGGGGGAGAUCCUAGAUGGUUAAAUACUUCUAGAGAAGAAAGUCUACAGUGGUUGGAUAAAGCUUUUCCCCCUCCCAUAGCAACUAAACCAGAACGAUUACGAUCAACAAACCAAUCUACUAGAAUAAAUAGAAUGGAGGAAGGACUCAAUGAAACUCGUGAAGCUAUGAACCAAUUAACUGAAGAAUUCCAGAAACUAAAUAUACAUGCAAAGGCAUCCUCACUCUGUGAGACACCAAAAAAUCCUGAAACAUAUGAUGAACUAUUGCCAAAGCUUUCGCCAGCAAUGCGUAAAAUGUGCCAGACCCAUACAGUUCAGAAAAAAGAAUCAAAAUCAGAUAAGUGGUUUUCAUCUUUACAAUACCUGAAUGCUAGUAUAAAUGAUUUAUCUAUUUCCGAAUCUUUUUUAGAUAUUGGAAGUGAAUUCGGAGCCUUGAAUGAUGCAACAAUUAAUGCUCUUGGAUGGAAAGCUGAUAUGCCAUCUAACUUCGAUAUAAAAGGUAACUCUAAAUAUAUCACUGAAUCAUUAGGAUGGUUUACAGAUGUGCCAAUCACUAUAAAGGAUAAGGAUGGUAAAACAGUUACAGCUAGUGGAAAUUUUACACAUAUUGAUAAUGGUGAACCCGAACCAAUGUUAUGUUUAGGUAUGACAUGGAUUCGAAAAGUUCAAGGUAUUCUUGACCCAAAUAAAAACCAAUUCCGAAUGAAGUUACAUGGUAAGUCUUACAUUAUCCCAACUUUUAACAAGGCUCCAGAAGCAUUAGAUCCACCAAAAGAGAAGCAAGAUUCAUUACCUCAAGUAUCUAGCAUCUCAUCUAACUCAACUAAUGAGGAAGACUUAAAAAAAAAAUGCGUAAAUUGCGAGAGAUAUGAAAAAAGUCUUUAUAAUGCAUUUAAAUCGAUUACAGAACUUAAUGACUGUAAUGAAGCUCUGCAAGCAAAGUGUAGUAAUAUUAUUGAGCAUGUUACAGAUAAAGUCAAAAUGGAUUAA